Molecule: messenger RNA, 4627 nt
Organism: Mobula hypostoma (lesser devil ray)
Lineage: Eukaryota; Metazoa; Chordata; Chondrichthyes; Myliobatiformes; Myliobatidae
Gene: tnfsf10l
Product: TNF superfamily member 10, like
Exons: 5
Coding region: 1482-2423 (313 amino acids)
Biological process (GO): immune response
Cellular component (GO): membrane
Molecular function (GO): tumor necrosis factor receptor binding
Source: RefSeq, a predicted model, not a curated record
UGGCCCAUCACUUCCCUGCCAGUGAAGACAGAGGGACUCAGUGUAAUAUCAGCUUCCAACAGUAGAUCCUCGCUGGACUGGUCACAACUCUUCCAGAACACAGGCAAGAACCUCCACCACUCUUUGAGACAGCAAAGGGUCCCAAGCCCCGGAGGAGGGUUGGACAUGGGUCCAGUAUACAGGCAAGAACAAUCUAAAUGUGAAGAGAAAUCUGCCUCAACCACUCCAUCAGACAGUAAGUUUCAGACGUUUACCACCCUGUUAAGGAAAACAAUUUUUCAAGUCCCUUCUAAUCCAUUUUAUUUACUGAUUACUUUAAAUAUAUGUCCUCUAGAUUUCAAUCCCUCUUCUAAGGGGAAUGGCUAUAAGGUUCCAAUUUAGGUAACAUCCUCUCAAAUCCAUCCUGUGCCAUCUCCAAGCAAUCGCACCUUCCCUGUAACGUGGCGACCAAUAUUGUUUGCCAUAGUCGUCUAUCGAGUAUUUUAAUUCUGUGUCUCGUCUGAUAAAGAAAGGGUUUCUAUCUACCGCUUUAACCACUUUAGCCUGUGUUGGUGCCUUUAAGGAUGUUUGGACUUAAGUAAAUUUGGAUAGGUACAUGGAUGGUAGGGAUAUUGAGGACUUUGAUCCCGGUGCGUGUCGAUAGGAGUAGGUAGUUUAAAUGGUUUAGCAUGGACUAGAUGGGCCAAAGAGCCUGUUUCUGUGUUGUAUUUUUCUUUUUUUUUUGCUAUUUAUUUUUUAUUGAAGUUCAUCAUCAAACAAACAUUUCCAUAAGAUGUAUUUCAGAUACAAGUCUUAUGGACUCCUUCUACAGCCCAUCAUAGCGUAGGCCGCCGACAGAAGCUCAAAGUUCUCUUUCCUUGGCCAGUCUUUCAAGUUGUCCCCAGGUGUGGCCGUCUUCGAAAAUCCUCUCUCUCCCAGGGACGAGGUCUUUGGAGCUACCGGUAGCGUUUCUAUCGCUCUGCGUUUUUACGCGACAGGUUCACUGGAUCCAUGCCUAACCCCCCCAUUUCCCUUUCGCAGCCGGGCUUGGAAUCGUUCAAGGUGGAGUUCUAAUCAACUUUGGCGUUCUGAAAUUUUCUGAAAAGCCAUACAAUUGUAAUAACUUGCUGCAAAUAUAUAAGACGUAAUGAAAUGCAAUUGAAAUAAGACUGAGAUCCUUCUUCAACUGUCUGAAAGAUUGCAGUCUUGGGUAAAUUAUUUGUCGUUCGCCGGUCAGUUUAUAUUCCAAGUAAUUUUCCAUGCUUAAAUUUAAGAUAUUAGGAUAAUCCAAACCUAUUUUGUUAAAGGGCGGAUCGGGUGUUGAGAUCCUUAUGAAAAUCACCAUGUUGACUGGUAUCCGCUCAAUUUUGUAGUCAGUGAUUUUCAGCAGACGGGUGUCUCCUCCUAUUUAGACACACCCACAACAGAUCGCGGAGUUUUUUGUUAAGUUUAUUUCCUUCCAGUAAAGCAGAUAACCAGAAUUUAUUAAUCCAUGGGAUGCGAUGGCUGGACAAUACUCCCGAUCUUGCAGUUCGGAAUCGGCGGCUGCAAUGAUUUCGCCGAGCCCUCAAACCUCCGUAAAUUCCAAGCUGUUUCUGGCAGCGCUGGUCGGCGGCUUAUUUUUGUUUUUAUUGCAAGCAGCUGCGAUUGCGGGAUUGUCUCUAUAUUUCACAAGGGAAAUCUCGAAGAGUAAAAAUCAGACAGCUUCCCAGGAGCUGUGGUGUUUAUAUAAUCCUGAGAAACUUCAACAGCUAAUCACUGAAGAGACUGAAGACAUAGACAACCAGAUCAGAAAAGAUCCCUGUUGGAUACUGGCUAACAAAAUUAGAUUACUUGCAAACAAGGUAUCAGAAGAAGUUAGCAAGCAACAUAUAAUUAAAGACAUAAUAGACAACUUACCUCCAGACAUUGUGAAGUCUGCAGUGCAGCUGGAAAACAGAGUGAUCCAGAGUCCCUCCGCACAUCUCACUGUCAGAUUGGGUUCACUGCAAGGUUCACCCAACUUUCUGGACGGAUCAUGCCGCCACCUUGUGAAAUGGGGUAUUGGAAAAGGGUUAUCUUACAUCCGCAACAUGACAAUCAAUCAUGGAAAAUUGCGAGCCAGUCAAAUGGGCAGGUAUUAUGUUUAUUCCCAGACGUUUUUCAAAUACAAGCACAAGGAUACAGCUGGUUAUGAAGACCAUUCUGUAAAACCCAUUGAGCAACUGCUUGUGCAGUGUAUAUACAAGAUGUCUACUUCCUACCCAACACCGAUCCUCCUCAUGAAAAGCGUAGGAACAAAAUGUUGGGCAGCAAAUGCUGAGUAUGGUAUGAAUUCCAUCUACCAAGGAGGACUUUUUGAAUUAGAAGCUGGUGAUGAAAUAUUCGUAACUAUCUCUGACAGAGAGUUGAUGGAUGAUAAUGAGGCAUCUAGUUACUUUGGAUCCUUUAGACUGGAUUUGUAAGAUUGAAUGAAGUAUCAUUUUAUAAAGAGCUACUUGUUCAAAAUUAAUUCAUUGAAUCAAACAACUACCAUAAAAUCAGUUUUACUGGUCUUUUGUCCAAAACUUGAGCUAACUUGAGAAUUGUCUAUAAGAAUUUUACUUUCAGUUGAGUAAAAUGUGUUAAAUGACCAAUAUAGCUCAGUUCAGAAAGAUCUUUGUUAUCUACUUCACACAGCUGGUGUAUACAGCUCCAGCUGUAGUAGUCAAAAAACUGAAUGAGUUCUUCUCUGAUUCUGUGGAAGUACCAAAGCUCCUGAUUUGCCCGAACUUCCCCUCUCAAAAGACAGAUACACUUGUAUGGUAAAUUGAGAUAUUUCCCCACAAACAAAUAAGUCACUCAUUAGCAGUUGAUUAUGGAGAACAGGGGAAAGUAUCUGCUAAAAGUAAAAAAUGGAGCCACAGUCCAUGCUUCUGAAGGUUAAAAAAUCCAUGCUUCAAAACAUCACUAUGCCACUGGAAGGUGACGAGGAUAUGGAUCAAGAGAACUGCAUUGUUAAAGAGUUUUGGUAUGGAUAUAUAAAUUUGUAGAAGUGUUACAGGAGUCAAAACUUUCUCUUACACAAAUACACUUUUACUGUACCAAGUCCCUGAUGCCUUUUGAACUGUGCCAUUGAACUGCUUUAUACUUGAAAUGGAAAUUUCAGCAUUCUUGCUUCUAACUUAAGCUUUUCCCCCUUCAUGUAGCCCCUUUGACUCUUCGACUCAUCUUCCAAUUUCUGCAAGUGGGCUACUGAAAAACAUGCAUGCCCAACAUUUCCACUCUCCCUGUUCCUUUGUUCUGUCAUAAUUGUUUUAGGAUGCCACCUUCCACUCAAGUCAUUCCACAACUGAUUUCCUUCCAGUCUUCCCUCCCACCUUUCUAUCCUUCCAAGAAUUCAUUUACCUCAUUUCCUCCAUAUCGCAGACAUUCUCAGUGUGCUGUAGUGACCAAAUAUAUCCUUCUUUUUCUUUUCAGAAUAUUAAAAGUGUUCUACAACCCUUUCUACUCUUUCAUCAGCUGGUCCCCUCCCACAACACAAUCAUAUAAAUGUAUGGGAGAAGCAACGUUCGCCUUGCUUCUUCCUUAGUGUCCACUGAACCAAACACGCUUGACAAGGGCACAAGCAAUUUAUUUAUUUUCCACCAAGUUAGCAUUCUCUGCUUAUGAUGCAACCUCCAUUAGUUUAGGGAAACCUAAUUUACAUUAGGUGAUAAACACAAAAGAUGCUGCAGAUGCUGGAGGAACUCAGCAGAGCAGGCAGCAUCUGUGGAGGGGAAUAAAUAGUCGAUGUUUCAGGUCGAGGUCCUUCAGCAGGGCUGGAAGAGGGGGGAAAACAGAAUAAGUUGUGGGGAGUGGAAGGAGAACACACUGGCAGGUGAUAGGUGAAGCUAGGUGAGAGGGAAGGUGGCAGAUUGGGUGAGACUGAUCUAGUAAGUUUUUCAUUUUAAUUCCUCUCACGCACUCUGAGUUUAGCCUCUAGCAGUGUUGCUCUAUUGGAAGUUUGAAGGCAUAAUUUCACCUUUUGGCCUGGAAACCUCCAAUUUUAAAGCUAAUAUUAAGUUCAAAUAACUUCAGAACAAAACUUUAGGUUCCACUAUUUCAUACCAUGAGCUGGUAAUAGUUCUAAAAUUGCCAUUUAAAGUUUAUGCUAACUUCUAUUACUUCAAAUCAUGACUCUUUUUUGUCUUUUAAUCGCUGCAGUUUGUCUUCCAUUGUAUCACACACCUCAACUUAUUCUCUCUCCCACAAUGACCUGUACUUCUCUCUCUCCCUCUACUGUAUUCUUUUCUUUAUCUGCAGCCAGACAACACCUUACAUGCCUAGCUUCUUCCAGUUUUGACAAAAAAUGCUGACCUAAUUUUAAUGUAGGUCCUCUUCUCACAGAUAAUGUUUGAUGCUACUGUGUACUUCUGGCAAUUUAUUUUUAUUUCAUACUGGAGAAGGGAAUAUUUGAGAUUGACUUAAAAUUAUUUUAGCAUGCCCAAGAUUCCUACUUUAUCAAAUAAAUAUUGCAUUUCAUUUGAAAACUGUAACUGCAUGUCUUUAUUAGAGUGUUAAAGGUAAUUGCUCUUCACCCACAUGGCAGCUGUUUAAACCAGUUUGUGUAUUUUGUACAUACUGUACUCUUUUACUGAUGUAUCAAUACAAGGUAUCAGUUUUAAUGUACCAGAUUUGGAAUAAACUG